Molecule: messenger RNA, 1152 nt
Organism: Diaporthe batatas
Lineage: Eukaryota; Fungi; Ascomycota; Sordariomycetes; Diaporthales; Diaporthaceae
Exons: 5
Coding region: 1-1152 (383 amino acids)
Molecular function (GO): nitronate monooxygenase activity
Source: RefSeq, a predicted model, not a curated record
AUGGCUCCGGAACGGCCCCAGCCCAAGUCAAAGCUACAGGAGUUCUUCCCGAACACCAAGCUCCCCGUGAUCAUCUCAGCCCCUAUGCUCGGGAUCUCAAAUGGCACCCUGGCCGCACGUGUGUCCACGGCCGGCGGCUUCGGCAUGGUGCCCGGCGGGCUGGACUUCAAGCCUGGCAGCAAGCAGCUCGAGGCCCUCGAGAACGAGCUCAAGGCGGCCCGCUCGGUGCUGGGACUGACGGAGAUGACCCUCACGCCGGCGCCCCUCGGCGUGGGCUUCUUGACCCUUGACCCGUCCGCCACCCGCUUCCGCGAGACUGUGAUCCCGAUUCUGGAGAAAUACCUCCCCCAGGCUGUCUGGCUAUUCGCACCCGACCCGGAGACCGCCGAGAGGGCACACCCCAGCAUCAUCGAGGCCUGCCAUGACCACGGGAUCAAGGUCUUUGUACAGGUCGGCACGGUCGCUGCCGCGAGGGAGGCGGCGCGGGACGGGGCGGAUGUGAUAGUGGCUCAGGGGGUCGAUGCUGGUGGGCAUCAGUUCGCUGCGGGUGCCGGAAUUAUCAGUCUUGUGCCCGAGAUAAGGGUGAUGCUCGAGGACGAAUUUAGGGGCAAGGACAUUGCGUUGGUGGCAGCGGGAGGAAUCGCCGAUCCGAGUGCCGUGGUGGCUGCCAUUGCUUUGGGAGCAGACGGUGUUGUCAUGGGCACGAAGUUUAUCCCCGCCAAAGAGGCGAACACAUCUGAGAAUGCUAGGAGGGCAGUUCUUGAGACUCGAGACGGAGGAGGUUCAACCGUGAAGUCCACAUUCCAUGACGACCUCAGAGGCACAACGUUCUGGCCGAAGCUCUAUGAUGGCAGGGCUAUCAUUUCACAGUCCUACAAGGACCAUCUCUCUGGCAUGUCUCUUGAUGAGAACAAGACAAAGUUGGGCGAGGCCGAGCGCGACGGGGACGCCUCCAGGCAGGUUACGUGGGCUGGUACUGGCGUUGGUUUGGUCAAUGAUGCAAUCCCGGCAGCCGAUAUAGUCAGAAACACUAGGGAGGCGGCGAAACAACGGCUCCAGGCUAUCAAGUUUUCUUUUGAAGACGAAGGCAAGAAUUCGAGGGACAGUUCGUGGGUCAAGGAGUUGGGUCACACUCUCUACAAACACAAGUGA